This is a messenger RNA of Coccidioides posadasii C735 delta SOWgp, 1338 nucleotides long. It is a transcript of the gene PFA4, whose product is annotated as Palmitoyltransferase. The record is from RefSeq and is a predicted model, not a curated record. Gene Ontology annotation, cellular component: endoplasmic reticulum membrane. Gene Ontology annotation, molecular function: protein-cysteine S-palmitoyltransferase activity. NCBI's taxonomy places the organism in Eukaryota, Fungi, Ascomycota, Eurotiomycetes, Onygenales, Onygenaceae.
AUGGGUGGAUUCGCCGCGUCCCAACUUGCUGUGCCGGCUGUGUGCACCCUAAUUGCUUUCCUUUCUUACACUUCCCAGUAUCUGUUCUACGAAAUAGAUCCGGGCCCCCUUUCCAAAUCUGAGUCCAUCAAAUUCAACGCCUUGGUCGUGUGCAUUUGGAUAUGCUAUGCAAGAGCGUGUGCGACCGAUCCCGGCAGCGUCCCCGCUGGCUGGAAGCCGGCUGUCUCCGAUGAGACAUCUGGAACCCAUCUUGAGGGUGAUCCAGCCCUCAUGUCGCGCAGCAGGCAAAGGUGGUGCCGGAGAUGCGAGGCAUUCAAGCCGCCAAGGGCGCAUCAUUGCAAAUCCUGUCAGAAGUGUAUUCCGAAGAUGGACCAUCACUGUCCUUGGACAAACAACUGUGUGUCUCAUUUUACAUACCCACAUUUCCUUCGGUUUGUCUUAUAUGCGGUUAUUUCGAUGAUCUAUCUUGAAAUCUUUUUAUAUGAUCGGGUAUCCAUUGUAUGGAGCAACAGAAAUUUACCUAUCUAUCUUGGCCCUUCUCUACGGCAAUUAGGGCAUUUGUUCUUACUCGUAAUGGUUAAUUCAAUGGUCCUUUUUGCCCUGUCUGUUUUGCUCCUGAGAACCAUCUGGAUGCUACUACAAAACCAGACUACAAUUGAAGGAUGGGAAAUUGAACGACAUCGAGCCUUAUUGCGGCGGGCUCGCGUGUUCGGAGGCUACCUUGACGGCCCGGAUGGUACUAAAGUUCGGAUUGAAAAGCAAGAGUUUCCAUUCGAUAUUGGAAUAUGGGAGAAUAUCCAAGCGGGUAUGGGAGGCAGUGCUAAUGUUCUAAGCUGGUUUUGGCCCUUCUCUAGGACUCCGCUUCCUGGCACUGGGCUAGAUUUUGAAAUCAACGGGCUUGAUGAUCCCUCUCUCUCCUGGCCACCUCCAGAUCCAGAUCGAAUGUACCGACAUGUUCUCCCCAGUGAAAACGACAACGUCAUGAUACUUGAUCAGCAGCAAAACUUCAGCCAAAACGCCAUUGAUGCGUUCAGGCGUCGACAAGAAUUAGAUUACAAGCGCCAUCAAUUGGACUUAGGUGUCCAGCGGCGUAAACCUUUCCAUGAGAGAUAUAUGCAAAAUAUAGAUGAUUCUAUAUCGGAUGGAAAUGACUCUAUAAAAGAUUAUUACUCGUCGGACAGCGGCGAAGAAGGGUGGCGGAAUUCGGAUGGAGAUCGAUUACGCGACUUUGGAGUUGACGAGGAAGCUGAAUUCUAUGACGAGGAUGAUAUUCCGUUGGCAGUUCUGAUUCAACGGAAAAAUCAGGCCAAGGAGAAAUCUCUCGCCGUUGGCGCCUGA